ACGCUAUUGGAAUAGCAGCCAAGGAUGCGCGGGAGUUUAGGAGAAGCUGUGAGGAAAAGCGCGCGGGGGACGGGCGCGCCCACGCACUGCCCGCCGCACCUUGCCGCCCGCCUCGCACCAGUCAGCAGCUGUGGCUCGUGUUGGCUGAACCAUCUGUAGGGCCAUCCUCUUUUUCUUAUCGUAGGACACCUAAUCCAACACAUACAACAAUGGCGGAUGAUGAUAAAAAGCGUCUCGAGGAGGCGAAGAAGGCCAAACAGGCCGAGAUCGACCGCAAGCGCGCGGAGGUGCGCAAGCGCAUGGAGGAAGCUUCUAAGGCCAAGAAGGCGAAGAAGGGUUUCAUGACCCCCGAAAGGAAGAAGAAGCUCAGGUUGCUGCUGCGUAAAAAAGCCGCAGAGGAACUGAAGAAGGAACAGGAGCGCAAAGCGGCCGAGAGGAGGCGCAUCAUUGAGGAGAGGUGUGGUAAACCCAAGAACAUUGAAGAUGCAAACGAAGCAUUGCUCAAGAGAAUAAUACAGGAGUAUUAUGACCGCAUGUAUGUGUGUGAGGGCCAGAAGUGGGAUUUGGAACAUGAAGUCAGGAAAAGAGAUUAUGAGAUCUCCGACCUGAACUCCCAAGUCAAUGACCUCAGAGGAAAAUUCGUUAAACCUACACUCAAGAAGGUGUCCAAAUACGAGAACAAAUUCGCCAAGCUCCAGAAGAAGGCCGCCGAAUUCAACUUCCGUAACCAGUUGAAGGUUGUCAAAAAGAAGGAGUUCACCCUUGAAGAAGAAGACAAAGAGGGCGGAGUUGGAGGAAAGAAAAAACCAGACUGGUCCAAGGGAAAACCCGGCGAUCAGAAGGAAGGAGAAGCUGCAGCAGCUCCGGCUGAAGGCGCUCCAGCCCCACCAGCAGAGGGUGCGCCCCCAGCUGAAGGCGCACCUCCAGCGGAAGGAGCCGCGCCCGCACCUCCAGCAGAAGGGGCUCCUCCAGCGGAGGGUGCCCCCGCAGCGCCGGCAGAAGGGGCCCCGGCAGCACCUCCAGCUGAAGGUGCUCCACCUGCGGACGGUGCCCCUCCGGUAGAGGGCGCCCCUCCUGGAGAAGGCGCCCCCGCCGCACCCCCAGCAGAAGGAGCCGCUCCUCCUGCGGAAGGGGCUCCAGCAGCGCCGCCAGCAGAAGGCGCACCACCGGCAGAGGGCGCCCCUGCCCCACCUGCAGAAGGAGCUCCUGUGGAUGCGCCAGCGCCAGAGGCUGCGCCUGCAGAAGCUGCCCCAGAGCCCGCACCUGCGCCUGAAGCGGCGCCUGCACCUGUCGAAGCAUCCGCCUAAAGCAACACAGCGAGCACCCGAUGACAUCAAAGGCAUCACACACAGUGAUUUUAUCAAAAAACGUAUUUAUUACAAGAUAGGAUCUUUUCUACUGUACAGUCCGUACAUCUUUGACAUUUGUAAAUACUUUUCUAUUAUUAAAUAAAUUAUAUUAUAAA
Messenger RNA from Cydia pomonella (codling moth), 1465 nucleotides. RefSeq names its product troponin I (gene wupA). The transcript is spliced from 15 exons. Gene Ontology annotation, biological process: muscle contraction. Gene Ontology annotation, cellular component: troponin complex. Lineage: Eukaryota; Metazoa; Arthropoda; Insecta; Lepidoptera; Tortricidae. The record is from RefSeq and is a predicted model, not a curated record. The coding region runs from base 210 to 1307 and encodes 365 amino acids.